UUUUGUUUUGUUUCAUUUGAUUUUAGGUUUUUUUUUGCCACAGACGAAGAUUUUCCCGUGGUCAUGACAUAAUAUUUUUUUUUGAUAAAGUCAAAAUCUUUAUGAUUAAUUCUGUAAUGAAUUGAUGUCAUUAGUGAAACGAUGACAGAUCAUCCAUGUCAAAGCAACAAUUUGACAUCUUCAUCGUCAUCAACAUUGACAACAACAACAACAACAAAUCAAUGCGAAAAUAAUGAAACGAAUGGUCAACAGCAACAUUGUUGCCAAACGACAAAUAAUAAUAAUUGUAACGAUAAUGAAAUUAAUUCAAAACAUCAUCAUACUAUAAAAAUGUCUUGUUCACAGAAAAAUAAUAAUAAUGAAAAUAGUGAUGAUCAAAGUGAUCAUUCGAUCACAACCUCAACAACAACAACAACAUCAUCAUCAUCGACAAGCUCAUCAACCAAAAAUACAACAUUAUCGACAUCGGGUAUCGAUGUCAAAAGUGAUCCAAGUGAUGACAAAAAAUCAUUAAAAUCACUUUUAAAAAAGAAAAUUGAUCCAACACAAGAUUUUAUUAAAUCUCAUAAUAAACGAGUAAAAUUUAGUGAAACAAUGCAGGUGUUUUGUUAUGAAAUGCCUGAUCAAAUGCCACAAAUUAUAGCAUUAAAACCAGAUGCAAAUUUAAUGGAAUUUCAAUCGUUUAUGUAUGAUCCUCCAGCUGAAUAUCAAGAUUUGCUUACAUUCGAACCACCCCCCGAUUAUAGAGAUUUUAUUGCUAAUUCAUUGAAUGUAUUUCGUAAUGAAGUUACUUUUGAUUUUAUCGAUGAUGAUGAUGAUAGUGAAAAUGAUUCUAAAGAAAAUAUUAGAAAUCCAGAAAUUUCUUCUAGAAAUAAAUUCAAUCAUCAUCAUCAUCAAUUUGAUCAAAAUCAAAAUUCUAAAUGGCAAUCGAUGAUAUUGAAUAAUAAUCUUGACAGUUUAGAAGAAGAACAAAUUAUUGGUGUAUUGAAAGAAGAUGAUAUUCUACAAGCUAUUGGCAGUCAAGUAACAUUGCCUGAUUCAAAUAAUGGUUUACGACCAACACUAAAUGACAAUGGUGAUGAAAAUGAAUUCGAUACAGUCAAUAAUUAUGAAGAAAAUCUUAGUUCGGCAGAUUUUCCCGUUCAUCAUCUUAAUUCAUAUUUUCUUGAUUCAUCAGGCAAUAUUAAUGAAGAAGAUGAUGAAGUUUGUUGCAUUGAUUCUAGUCCCAAUGGAUCUUUACAGGAUCUUGCCAGUGAUUCUAGUAUUACCUCACAAGAUACUAUCAUUUUGAUUAAUCAAAAUAAAACUUUUCAACUUGAAACAGUCAAACAAAUCCCACCGAAUGAUAAUUCCAAUGAAAAUAAUGAAAAUAUAUACGAAAAUUUACAGCCUUGUCAUAGAGAAAUCAAUGUAAUCACACAGAUGGUCAACUGUGGUGCUUCGCCGACAAAUUCUACGGCUACAACAAAUAACAAUAACAGUUCUUUUUCUAGCUCAGAUUCUCAAGAUUCAGCAAAAGAACAGAAUAACAACAACAACAAUAAUAAUAAUGAAGCAUUAUAUGAAAAUACAGGAGAAUUACUUUCGAACAAAAACACAAAUGACAAUUUAUUGGUUACAAAUCAAGUGAAAAAUUUUGAAAAUCGUUUAAGUACAUCCAGUUCAGAAGAUAGUAAAAAUAGUGAUAAUGAAUUUUCAAAUUGUACAACCAAUAACAAUAACAAUGUUACUAAUAAUAAUAAUAAUCAAACCGGAAUAAAUGGUACAACAACUGAAAAUAGACAACAGAAUUUUAAACAAAACAUUUUGUUCUAUGAAAAAAUCAUGGAACAGCAACAACAACAACAAAAUCUUUCAAACUAUAAUAAUAAUAACAAUAAAAACAAAACAUUCAAUCCAAAUGAAAUUGCCAAUUCUGUUACUGUAAACAUGCAAGUCAAUGCACCACAAUCAAUGACAGCCGGCAACAAUAAAUUUAUUGGUUUAACAAAUGGUGGUGGUGGUGGUGGUGUUCCGAUUUUACAUCAACAACAGCAUGCAGUUAUAUCGUCAAAUAACAAUUUGAUGCCGCUGCCCUGUUAUACAAUAUUAGAAACAAAUCGAACAUCAUCAUCAUCAUCGUUGUCGAGCGCAUCAUCAUCAACAUCAUCAUCAUUGGUGCCACCAACGGUUUCAUGUCCUGCCGUUCAACAAAAUUCUCAAACAUUACCAUUGUUGAUAUCGACUUCGGCCAACAUUCAACAGAUUAAAUCACAAAUAUCGCCCAACUCAAAUUCUCCAGUCUCUUCGUCAUCAUCAUCAUCAACCAAUAAUUUAAUGAAUCACGAACAAUUUGGAACUGUUCCGAAAAAUUCUAAUUCACCAACAAAUCUAUCAUCGACAAAUGUUCAGCAGAUUCAUAUUUCUAUUCCGGAUAAUAAUAAAAAUUCUAAUAGUACUAUUUUUUCUCCCAACGAACCCAAUUCAAACAUGAAUGCUGCUUAUUUGAAUAUAUCCGGUCAUCAUGUUAAUCAUGGCAAUAAUGUUUCUCCACGAAUGGCCACAAGCCAGCAACAUAUUUGCAUCGUCAACAAUCCAGGAACGACAACAUUACGACCAGGUCAAGUCAUCUAUCGUUAUCCUUAUGCAUUAAUCCAACCUGGAAUAAAUGGAGUAAGCACUAUUCGUCCUGUUCAAUAUAUUGUCCAAGCUGCUCCAACAGCUUCGAAUAAUACAAAUGGAGGAACGAAUAACUCGGCAUCGAUCAUUUAUAAUCAAAAAUUGUUAGUCAGUAAUCAAUUAGGCAGUUAUACGAUCUCACCGCUACACCCACCACCUCCAUCAAAUGUAUCCGGUUCUUCGCCAUCCGGUUCAUCAUCAACAACAUCAUCGUCAUCAUCAUCGGCAUCAUCGAUGGCAACAAAUUCAUCAUCUCUACCUAACAACAAUGCCAACCAAACAAUUAAUGUCAUGCCAAAACCAACAACAGCAACAACUAUCAUACAGCAAGCUCAAAUAGUCGUACCGAAUUCAUCAAUAGAUAAUUCACAAACCAAUACUGUACCUGUUCGUCGUAUAAUUGUGCCACAAGGUACUACUUUAUUGGCUCCUCGAAUUAUGCAACUGCAUCAUCCUCAACAUAAACAACAUCCUAUUCCGCCAUAUCAUUGUUAUGUGCAACAAAAACAUCCAACAGUGAUGGCUUACGCAGCUCCACCAAACGUACAAAUUCGUCAAACGAUACGUACACAACAAUUUGUUAGUGGUGAUAAUAUUCAACAAAAUCAUCAUACUCAAUUUCCUGAUCCGAGUGAGAUUCGUCGUCGUGAUGGCCUUUAUGCUUAUCCUCAAGUAUUGAUCAGAAAAGAGGAUACAAAUUCAAACAAUCAAUGCAAAACAAAUGAAAAUUCUGAUCAAUCGGGUGAAGAAAAAGAUGAAUUAGAGGCAUUUGUUCAACAAGAACAUCAACGCACAGAAAGGAUAAAAAAACGAUAUUCGUUUACUGAAGAUGAAGAUCCUACAUUUGGAUUUGCUCGACGUCCAUCGGUCAGAGGAAUACGGCCAAAAUUUGGCCAAUCUAAUGAAAUUAUUCAACAAAUGAAUGUGAAAAAACAAUCUGCAUUGAAUAUGACAUCAAAUAAUGUAACGAUUCGUCAAGUGACCAAUCAUCCAAUCUAUGUAGAAAAAACAGGAACGAUAGCAUCUUGCUCAACUUUACCGAAAAAUUUACAACAACAUCCGCAAUUUAUGCAAAUCAAUCAAUCAAAUAAUCAAUCACAGCAUCCGCACAUGAUUUCUAUUGUUAAAAAAAUUGAUGAUAUGCAUGUCACGCCAAACAAUAAUAAUAAUAAGAAUAAUAUUCUAAAUUCGCAACAACCAAACAUUGCACAAGUACAAAUUAAAUCACAAACACUUCCUCGUCAAAUGUCUCAAACGCAAAAGAUUGCCAUACAUACUGGUGGUGGUACACCGGAUGGUACACAACAUGAAAUUGUACGAAUUAUUGAUGCAAGCAUGUUGAAUGGUCCGGCUGCUGUAGCAUUUUCCCGUGAUCAAUUAAAACUUCAUCUACAAAAAACAAUGGAAAGACAACAACAACAACAGCAGCAACAACAACAAUCAAAUUCCUUACAUCAAGCUAAAUUGAUCGCUCAACAUGUUCAGAUUGCUUCGAAUCAUCAACAACAACAACCGCGUGCUCAAUCAACACAACAACAACAACAACAGAAUCAUGAUGAACCAAAACGAGUGCCUCUUCAACAACAACAACAACAUAAACAAGCAGCAUUCUCACCGAAUCAUCCAAUUUCUAAUAACAACAAUAUAACCAACAACCAGAAUACAAUAAAUAAUUCUAAUGAAUCACAAAUGUUGUUGUCCACAAAAAAACAGCAUCAAGAUUCUUCUUCUGCUAAUAACAAAAUAAUCAACCUAGUCAAUUCAUCGGAGAAUAAAUCCAAUACUGAUGUUGUAUAUUAUUCAUUGAAUGUCUAGACAUUUGUUUAUUCUUUUUUUUCGGGCCAUAAAUACCAUGUUACAAACAACGUUAUAAAAUUCAAUCAAUUAAUAUUGGACAACCUGAAUGAAUUUUUUAAAUAUUCAUGUUCGAAAAAAC
Messenger RNA from Dermatophagoides pteronyssinus (European house dust mite), 4594 nucleotides. RefSeq lists its product as uncharacterized. The record is from RefSeq and is a predicted model, not a curated record. NCBI's taxonomy places the organism in Eukaryota, Metazoa, Arthropoda, Arachnida, Sarcoptiformes, Pyroglyphidae.